This is a messenger RNA of Dictyostelium discoideum AX4, 3048 nucleotides long. RefSeq lists its product as hypothetical. The transcript has 2 exons. The coding region runs from base 1 to 3048 and encodes 1015 amino acids. Gene Ontology annotation, molecular function: zinc ion binding. The record is from RefSeq and is a predicted model, not a curated record. Lineage: Eukaryota; Evosea; Eumycetozoa; Dictyosteliales; Dictyosteliaceae.
AUGGUAAGUAUUUAUUUUACUUUUUCAUUUUUUGGUAUAACAAUUUCACUAACCUUUUUUUUUUUUUUUUUUUUUUUUUUUUUUUUUUUUUUUUUUUUUUUUUUUUUUUUUUUUUUUUUGUUUUUUCCUUUCCUUAAGCCAAAAUUUCCAAAACCCACCAACACUAAUACCAAUACCAACACCAAUGCCAAUAAUAAUAAUAAUAAUAAUAAUAUUAAUAAUAAUAAUAAUUCUAAUAAUAAUAAUAAUAACAAAGCAUCCCAAAGUUCAAAUGAUUAUUAUGGAAAAUUUUUUAAACAGCUUUUCAAUGAAUUGGGUUUGGACACCAAUACCACUUCUACCACCACUAUUCCAACCUGCAAAAAUAAUAAAAUUAAUAAUUUAAAUAAAAAUAAUAAUAAAAAUAAUAAUAAAAAUAUAAAUUUAAAUAAUAAUAAUAAUAAUAAUAAUAAUAAUAAUAAUAAUAAUAAUAAUAAUAAUAAUAAUAAAAAUAAUAAUAAUAAAUUGAUAGAUUCCCAAAUAAAAAGAUAUAAACCAUAUGAUAAAUCAAGUCAAAAAUCACAGCAAAAACAAAAUGAAGAAGAGGUAAUUGAAUUUUUAAAUACUAAAAAAAGUGAAAUUGAUGGUUAUGCUAUUGAAAAAAAAGAAAAUCAAAAUCAAAAUCAAAAAGAAAAUGAAAAUGAAAAUGAAAAUGAAAGUGAAAAUGAAAAUAAAAAUAAAAAUGAAAAUGAAAGUGAAAGUGAAAAUGAAAGUGAAGAUGAAAAUGAAAGUGACAGUGAUAGAGAAGGUGAAAUUAGUAAAAGUGAUAGAUUAAUAAUUCAAUUAGAAAAUAAUGAAAGAUAUAAUGAUUCUCAACCACCAAAUUAUGGAAUUCCACUUCAUUUAAGUGUAAUUGAAUUUAAUGAAACUAUUGAUACUUCUUUUUAUAUUGAUCCAGUUGUAUAUGAUGUGGUAAAGAAAUCACUUCAACUAAAAAGAUUAGAACAAAUAUCUCAAUCUAAAAAGUGUAGACAAGAAUCAAUAAAACAUCUUCAACUAAUUCAACAUUCACAAUUAAUUCAACAACUACAAAAACAAAUCUGUAGAUUGUUUGAAAAAACUCAAUUAUUGGUACCAAAGACACAAUUAACCAUUCAAUUAUCACAACACAUCAGUAAUUUGUAUGAUAAAACUGAACAAUUCAAACAAGAAUUACAAAGACAAUAUACAAAAAAUAGAGAAAGUCAACAAAGAAUUCAAACAAUUUCUCCACAACAAAUUGAACAAUUACAAAUUGAACAAAAUGAACAAUAUACCCAAAACAAUGAAUAUAUUACAAAAUUACAAUCACAACAUCAUCAGCUUUUUAGAUUAUAUCAAACUCAAAUUCCACAAUAUCAAUGUCAACAAUAUCAAUGCCAAUGUCAACACUAUCAAUGUCAACAAUGUCAAUGCCAACAAUAUCAAUGUCAAUGUCAACAAUAUCAAUGUCAAUAUCAUCAACAAAGACAACAGCAACAACAACAACAACAUCAACAAAGAAUUGAAAAUGAACUUGAUGAUGAAUUUGAUAAUGAAUUUGAAGAUGAAGAAGUUAAAAGAAAUCAAAGAUUUGAACAAGAAGUUGAAGAUAGAACUCGUUAUAUUCUUAAAAAACUUGAAAGUGAUGAUGGUAUUUUUUGUGAAUUUUCAAUUCAAUUAAGAUUAUAUGAUAGAAUCACUGGAAAGGAUAUUCCUUAUGAUUCAAGUAUGAAUUUAACCAUCAAUGGUAUAAACUAUAAUUCAAAGAAAUUUGAAAAACUUUUAUUUCCAAUUGAAAAUCCAUUAAUAAUUCAAGACCUAAUUGAUAUAUCCUUUUUAAUAUUUCCAGGUGGCAAUAGUAUAAAAAUGAAUAUUCCAAAUUGUAGUGGUAUACUUGAUUUUCAACUCUUAGAAUAUAAACCAAAAGUUGAAAUAAUGAAUUUAAUCAUUGAAAAAUUUAAUAAAACUCAUGGUUAUCCAAAUUCUGAUUCAAAUUCUGAUUCAAAUUCAAAUUCAGAUUCAAAUUCUGAUUCUGAUUCUGAUUCAAAUUCAAAUUCUGAUUCUGAUUCUGAUUCUGAUUCUGAUUCUGAUUCUGAUACAAAUACACCUACACCUACACCUACACCUACAUCUACAUCUACACCUAUACCUACACCUACACCUACAACUACAACCACCACUACCACAACCACAACUACAACUACAACUACAGCUACAGCCACAAACAUAAAUACAGUAAAUAAUAAAAGUAACAACAAUAAUGGUUCGCGUGGAGAUAAAGGUGAUGGACUUGAAUUUUUUAGAUCUCUUUUCAAAGAGCUUAGAGAUAAUUAUUUACAAAGAAAAUUAAAUAGAAGUGAAAAUAAUAAUAAUAAUAAUAAUAAUAAUAAUAAUAAUAAUAAUAAUAAUAAUAAUAAUAAUAAUAAUAAUAAUAAUAAUACUGUAUUUCCCUUUAAUAUAACAGUUAGAUGUAUUUUAAAAAAUAGUAGAAUGAUUCUUCCAAUAAAAUCAGAAAAUUGCACUCACCAUCAGUGUUUUGAUUUAAGAAAUUAUUUAAAACAUUGUCAAAAAAUUCAACUUUGGAAUUGCCCAAUUUGUAAUGUUCCAGCUGCCCCUGAUCAAUUGAAAAUUGAUAAUCUUACUUUUGAUUGUUUAAAACUUGCUCCACCUGAUUGUGAAUUCAUGACAGUAUCUAAAACUGGUGUAACAUACAGAAGAAAUGAUGGCUCUCAAACCUCAAUGUCUCUAUACACUUUGUAUAAACAAUAUUACCAAUCCCUACAACAACAAAGAGUUGAGCAACAACAACAACAAAUCCAACAACAUCUUCAACAACUUCACCAAUCUCAACCACGAUUCCAACAACAAUACCAACAACAAUAUCAACAACCACAACAAUACCAACCUCAAUACCACCACUACCAACAACCACAACAAUACCAACCCCAAUACCACUACCAACAACAAUAUCAACAACCACAACCUCAAUUUCAAUUUCAACAACAACAACAAUACCAACCUCAAUACCACCACUACCAACAACAAUAA